Kockovaella imperatae is the source of this 747-nucleotide messenger RNA. RefSeq lists its product as hypothetical. The record is from RefSeq and is a predicted model, not a curated record. Lineage: Eukaryota; Fungi; Basidiomycota; Tremellomycetes; Tremellales; Cuniculitremaceae. The transcript is spliced from 3 exons. The coding region runs from base 134 to 700 and encodes 188 amino acids.
AGCCAGGACACUCUAGCAGCUAGCGGUUACCAUAUCCACAUCAGAAUGGAAUUCGACGACGGAGUCACAUUGGCUGGCUAGAGUGAGACAAGAUGGCUUCGACCGACCACGGUACCAGCUCGGACGAAGCAUCAUGAUGAGUGGAACCGCUACUCAACACAGUCUGUUCACCGCCGGAGUAAAAGUACCCAACAUCUGGUUGGCGACCGAUCCCUCUCACGGAUUCAACCUGUGCUUCGUCGAGCUCUUAGAAGGUAUGCCUUGGACUCGUCCCAGCAAUCUUGGCUCUCAUCAAGUCUUGCGGACUGUUCGAGAUUACGCAGAGUGGAAUAUACAAUGCACAAAAUUGUCCUAUGACCGGAUUGGAUCCCUCAUUCAUGGCAACGAGGCUACUAUCGGUCCCUUCAUCUGGCUUGACAAGUGGAAUCCUGAGCCUCCAUACUUCCCUGGACCUUUCAGAACAUUGGCGGAACGAUACAUGGCCUUCAUCGACAUGAAUCUGGACUACAUCACCUUAGGGAUAAACUCUCGUAGAGAUCCUUUGAAGGCCUAUCUCCUGCACUUGGAACUACGAGAAUUGAUCGCCUCAGAUGUGCAGCUCAGCCAAAAUGUGGAGGAGACUUUCAUCAAGCACGGGGAUGCCGGCGGAAGUCAUAUCAUGGUUGACACGGAAGGGUCCAUAUCGGGGAUUAUCGAUUGAGAGUGGGCUCAUGUGACUGCGAAAGCAGAAGCUUUUGCUGCGCCGAU